This is a messenger RNA of Aureobasidium musti, 537 nucleotides long. NCBI's taxonomy places the organism in Eukaryota, Fungi, Ascomycota, Dothideomycetes, Dothideales, Saccotheciaceae. The record is from the annotation of a GenBank genome assembly.
AUGUCAUCAUCCAUCGACCUUUCUGAUCUUUCGGACGCAAUCGACUCCCCUAUCUCAUCAGAUCAACGCAAGGAGUUGGUCAAGGGCAGAGGAGUUCGCUUCAACAACAGAGUCAGCAUUGUCGAGAUCCCAGCCCCCAAGCAGAAGCACAACCGUCGCGUCAGCUUCAGCGACGAAGUUAUCGACAUCGACACAGCAGAAACCACACAUCCAUCACCUUCGCCCAGUCCUCCCAGGAAGCGUGUUCGCUUUGGCUGCCUCAAGACCAGCGCGCGCAAGCAUUUCUCUCACACCUCCAUCUACAAGAUGAAGAACUUCGAGACCAUCAGCCCUCUCAUGACACCCAAGAAGAGAGUUCGCUUCGGCUGCAUGAAGUGCGAGGCUCCUGCUGCCACUCAGACCAACUCCGAGGUGACUGAGCUGCUGGCUGAGGAGGCUGCCACAUUCAAGCGCGAGAAGAGAAGAGACUCUGUUUGGGACCCUGACAGUGAGAUGUCCGAGCAGACUUCUUGCUCUGAAGAUAUCGAAGUGGGUUGA